This is a messenger RNA of Acanthosepion pharaonis, 813 nucleotides long. Lineage: Eukaryota; Metazoa; Mollusca; Cephalopoda; Sepiida; Sepiidae. The record is from the annotation of a GenBank genome assembly.
AUGCUACUACUACUACUAAUACUUAUUCGUCUACUUUUGUUUCUUCUUCUCACAUCUCAUUUACUUUCUUUUACUACUUGCUCUUCCUCCUCUUCCUCAACUUCAUAUUUUAUUUCCUUAUUAGUUUCGUUCUUUUUCCUUUUUUUUUUCGGCUUCGUUUCUUUCUCCUCAUUUUUUUCUUUCUCCUCUUCCUCCCCCUUCGCUAUUAUUUUCUGUUCUUAUGCCUCUUUCUUACAUUGUUUUACGUUUUUUUUUCUCUUCUCUUCUUUUCCUUCUUUCAUUAGUGUUUUAUCUUUCUCUUCUCCCCACCUCUCUCUCUCUAUCUAUCUAUCUAUCUAUCUAUCUAUCUAUCUAUCUAUCUAUCUAUCUAUCUCUCUUUUGCUCGCUCGUUCAGCGUCUCUUCUUUACAUCAUCCUUUUCGGCUUCUAUUCUCACUCCUCUUUGAUAUUCUAUUACCUCUUUUCUUCCAAUUCUCUCUCUUUCUUUGUCUUUCUCCUCUUUUUUAUCUUGACUUUUUCUUAUCUGACUCGGCAUCCGAUUUUUCUCCCUCCUUCCCCUCCUCCUUCUCCUCCUCCUUCUCCUUUUUUAUCUCUCUACUAUUCCUCUUUUAUUUGCAUCUUCUAUUCUACCUUCCAUUCUUGCGUUACUGAUUACUUCUGCUCCCUCAUCCCCUCCAUCAUAUUCUUUUUACUAUUUCUGUCACUUCUCGUCCUCUCUCUCUCUCUCUCUCUCUCUCUCUCUCUCUCUCUCUCUGUCAUUUUGGUUUUCAUAGUUUCUCCUCCCCCAAUCUUUUUCUUCUCUCUUCUCUACUGA